Manihot esculenta (cassava) is the source of this 1741-nucleotide messenger RNA. Its product is annotated as actin-7. Lineage: Eukaryota; Viridiplantae; Streptophyta; Magnoliopsida; Malpighiales; Euphorbiaceae. The record is from RefSeq and is a predicted model, not a curated record. The coding region runs from base 209 to 1342 and encodes 377 amino acids. The transcript is spliced from 5 exons.
GCAUUUCAAAUAUCGUCUUCUAUAUAUACACUCCACUCUUCGAUAGCUGUCUUUACUCUUUAUUUCUGCAUCUCAUAGCUGCCUCUUACAAAGACAAAGGUCUCUCCAAGUCAGAGAAACAGUCCGGGCCAUCUCCGUAGAUUGGCUUGGUUUGCUUCUAUCUUUCUCCUUCCAUUCGAUCUUUCAUAAUUUCAAAGGUUUUUAGAAAAUGGCCGAUGCAGAGGAUAUUCAGCCCCUCGUCUGUGACAAUGGAACUGGAAUGGUGAAGGCUGGGUUUGCUGGUGAUGAUGCUCCCAGGGCAGUGUUUCCUAGUAUUGUUGGAAGACCCCGACACACUGGUGUCAUGGUUGGAAUGGGUCAAAAGGAUGCCUAUGUAGGUGAUGAAGCACAAUCCAAAAGAGGUAUUCUGACAUUGAAAUACCCAAUUGAGCAUGGUAUUGUCAGCAACUGGGAUGAUAUGGAAAAGAUCUGGCAUCACACUUUCUACAAUGAGCUCCGUGUUGCCCCUGAGGAGCAUCCAGUGCUUCUCACUGAGGCUCCUCUCAACCCUAAGGCCAAUAGAGAAAAGAUGACCCAAAUCAUGUUUGAGACAUUUAAUGUACCUGCAAUGUAUGUUGCCAUCCAGGCCGUUCUUUCCUUGUAUGCCAGUGGUCGUACAACUGGUAUUGUGCUGGAUUCUGGUGACGGUGUAAGUCACACUGUUCCAAUCUAUGAAGGGUAUGCUCUUCCACAUGCUAUCCUGCGUCUGGACCUUGCUGGACGUGAUCUCACUGAUGCUUUGAUGAAGAUUCUUACUGAAAGAGGGUACAUGUUCACCACCACUGCUGAACGGGAAAUUGUCCGUGACAUGAAGGAGAAACUCGCAUAUGUUGCGCUUGACUAUGAGCAGGAACUGGAAACUGCCAAAAGCAGCUCCUCAGUUGAGAAGAAUUAUGAACUUCCGGAUGGCCAGGUCAUCACCAUUGGAGCUGAAAGAUUCCGUUGCCCAGAAGUCCUGUUCCAACCAUCUCUCAUUGGAAUGGAAGCUGCAGGCAUCCAUGAGACUACUUACAAUUCUAUCAUGAAGUGUGAUGUGGAUAUCAGGAAGGACCUUUAUGGUAACAUAGUGCUUAGCGGUGGUUCUACCAUGUUCCCUGGAAUUGCAGACCGUAUGAGCAAGGAAAUCACAGCUCUUGCUCCAAGCAGCAUGAAGAUCAAGGUGGUAGCACCGCCAGAGAGAAAGUACAGUGUCUGGAUUGGAGGAUCUAUCCUUGCAUCCCUCAGCACAUUCCAACAGAUGUGGAUUUCCAAGGGUGAGUAUGAUGAGUCUGGUCCAUCCAUUGUCCACAGGAAAUGCUUUUAAGUUCUGAAAAAUGCUUUGAUGGCGAGUACUUUGUGCAUUUAGUUGGCUUUUUUCGUGUCAAGGUGUCAUGAACUUCAGUAUGGUUGAUAUGGAGAAGUGUUGAGAUUGAGUCAUUAAAGGAUGGUAAACUCUGUGUCAUGAACUUCAGUAUGGUUGAUAUGGAGAAGUGUUGAGAUUGAGUCAUUAAAGGAUGGUAAACUCUGAUGUAUCAAAUAGCUUUCCAUCUGUUGCAAUUCAUGUUGUAAUGUUCCCUUUGAAUUUAAAGGGCAACACUUUGGUACUCGUCAUUACUUUCCUCGCAACCUUUUGUGGUUAUACUAUGUCAUUUAGUAGGAUGCUUGUAUUAGGAGAGUGAUUGUGAUGCUUUUUUUAAUCAUUAUUUUUCAUUUCUCUUUCCAA